Molecule: messenger RNA, 975 nt
Organism: Periophthalmus magnuspinnatus
Lineage: Eukaryota; Metazoa; Chordata; Actinopteri; Gobiiformes; Gobiidae
Product: olfactory receptor 1500-like
Exons: 2
Coding region: 28-975 (315 amino acids)
Biological process (GO): G protein-coupled receptor signaling pathway
Cellular component (GO): membrane
Molecular function (GO): olfactory receptor activity; G protein-coupled receptor activity
Source: RefSeq, a predicted model, not a curated record
UCCAAAUUCUUUAAAUUGGAUAGAAAAAUGAUGGUUAAUUUCAGUCAGGUUUCCCAUUUUACCCUGGGAGCUUAUUUUGACACUGGGCCUUUGAAAUGGUUGUAUUUUGUCAUUAUAUUGUCUUUGUAUAUUCUGAUAUUGCUUUCCAACCUGCUUCUCAUUGUCGUCAUAUGUUUGAACAGAACCCUACACGAACCUAUGUACAUUUUUCUUUGUAGUUUAUUUGUGAAUGAACUUUACGGCAGCACUGCGUUGUAUCCAUUUCUCUUAUCCCAGAUCCCUCAAGACGUCCAUAAAGUUUCCUAUUCUUUUUGUCUUGCGCAUAUCUUCACAAUUUAUUAUUACGGUUCUUUGGAGUUCUCCAGCUUGUCUGUGAUUUCAUACGACAGAUACGUUGCCAUAUGCUUUCCUCUGCAAUACAACAGUCGUAUGAACAAUAGAAAAGUUGUAUUUCUGUUUAUUUUAAUAUGGCUGCCUCCAUUUGUAGCUGUUUUAAUUACCACUAUACUCACAUCGUCUUUGACUCUAUGUGGAAAUGUUCUUGACACUGUACUUUGUGAUAAUUACUGUGUUGUGAAACUGUCCUGCUUUGACACAACCAUAAACAACUUGUAUGAACUUGUGGCUGCUAGUGUCACUGUAAUGCUUCCUGUAUGUGUCAUCAUUUUCACAUAUAUUCACAUUUUUAAAGUGUGUUUUAAUGGUUCCAAACAGACGCGCCAAAAGGCUGCGAGCACCUGUACCCCUCAUAUCUGCUCCUUGGUGAACGGGGCUUUUGGAGCUUUAUUCCUUAUCAUUCAAACCAGGUUCAAUAUGAGCCACUGGCCGCAUAUUGUGAGAAUAAUUCUGCCGUUGUAUCAUCUCGCCUGUCAGCCACUGUUUAACCCACUCAUGUACGGUCUGAAACUGACAAAAAUGAGAAAUGCCUGUAAAAAUAUAUUAUCUAAAAAUAAAAUAAUGAUUGGGGUAAACUGA